Molecule: messenger RNA, 6465 nt
Organism: Wyeomyia smithii (pitcher-plant mosquito)
Lineage: Eukaryota; Metazoa; Arthropoda; Insecta; Diptera; Culicidae
Product: probable serine/threonine-protein kinase cdc7
Exons: 7
Coding region: 1093-3759 (888 amino acids)
Biological process (GO): regulation of transcription by RNA polymerase II
Cellular component (GO): nucleus
Molecular function (GO): protein binding
Source: RefSeq, a predicted model, not a curated record
GGUACACUCUUUCUUGUACCCGCGGCCCGAAGUGAGUUCCCAGUCGGCGUUUCAGCUUUUUCCAGUUCUGUAGAAGACAUGUUGGCACUUCGAAAGCAGAAUAACCGAUCAGAUUAGAUCGUACCCCGGGCGAAGAAAGAAAGCCUUUCUCCGUCUUCCAGUCCGUGUGUUGCGUCUGCCACUUGGGUACGGCGCGUUCUUCGGUUUAGUCGCGUGUGCAAGCGUGCGUUUCGAUUUUUUUUCUAGGGUUUUAAGGUGCCUUGAUGCGAAUAGUGUGGAAGAUCCUGAGUGAAGGGUUGGUUCUAAUAGUUCGUGUUUUGUUCUACACAGGACUACAACACCGAACGCUGAGUGACAAACAAGGAUAACGGAUAGUACAAAUGUGAAGGAUUUGUUUAUUUCAAAAAAAGGAGCCAGCCAUUAAAACUAAAAACUAAGUGCAGGAUUUUUGGGACAUUUAUCGCAUAUAUGAGAAGUCAAAAGUGAGACAAAAAUGCCUACUAAAGCGAAAAUGGCUUUAUCGAGAUUUGUGAUAGCAGCCGUUGAUUUGUUGGGCCGUUAAGGUAUAGAAGAAAAAAAACUAGUGCAUGUUGUUGCUGAUAUUAUCCGCUGCUAGAAUCUGCGUGUAAGAAAGGCCAGCAGGAAAAAAGACCAGUCUCCAGAGGCCUAGCAGAUCUAAAACAGUUAUAAACGAAUUCUUGUUUUCUGUGUCACUUCUUCCCCUGUGGGUUCGUGCGUUUUGCUCGGACGAAGCGAUCUUCCUCUUGAUCAUCGUCUCCAUUAACUACAUCUCUGCAGCCUGUGAAGCAAAAGCUUGGUCGUCAAUAGUGAAGUGAACUCUAGUGAAAGAGGAAAAUAGACGGAGAGAAACCGUAAAUCCAAGCGCAGAGCAGCGCAGUGGAGAAAAAAAGAUCGAGUUAAAUUAGGACACUGUCGCGUGUGUUCUUUACCUAUUUUGUGUACUUGUGUGUGAACUUAAAGACAAAGUGCAGAAACUAUUCAAAUACGCAGUAGCAGAAUAGUCGAAAGUUCCAUACAUAAAUCUGAUUUGCAAAAAUAAGAAGAAAAAAACCCUUCCCGUUUGUUAUCGAAAUGUCCCAGACAAUGAACACUGGUGGAAAUACUAUGGUGAAUAGUAUUGGGAGCAGCAUCGGAAAUAAUCUUGCUACUAGCACCAACGGCCCUGGAAUGAUCGUUACUAACAACGGGCCCAAUAACACGAUGGGAAACUCAACGCCAGCCACACCGACCAACAAUUGCCAGUCGAUCAGAUAUUGCUGGGAAGCGGACAAAGUGAAAACACUCAUCCGACUACGCGCAGAGCUGUCACCACUAUUCACCGGCAAGCGAAAUGCCUCCAAAUACGCGUGGGCAGUCGUCGAACGCGAACUGAGUGUGCCUUUGCCGAUUUCAAAAAUCAUCAAAAAAUGGAACAACCUGCUGCAGGAGUACAAGGCCAUCAAAAUGUCGGAGGAGCCAAAGCGCCGAGAAUGGCCCUUCUUCAACUUGAUGGAUGUGUACUUCAGCGAUCAGGUGAACGAUCCCACCCUUCGUCUUUUUUCCUCAACCAAACGGUUCGAUUCGGACACAUUAGAUGAUGCCCAGUUCGACGAUGAAAUUAUGAACCAGACAGCUGCGGUGGCCAUUGCUGCCGCAGCGGCUGCCUCUGCUGCCGCAGCAAAUGCCGCUAGUCAACACAAAAUUAAAGGAGAAUUAAUCCACGGCCACAGCGGUGGCAGCAUGCUAGACAUCUCGGACAUAAUUGAGGAUCAUCUGGGCAGCGGGGACUCCAAGUUAGACCAGUUCAAGAGAGAAAUUGUGCUCAGCCAGUUUAGCAACGUUUCGGAACGAAGUAACAGUAACAGUCGAAAGGAGAAAAAUAACAACAACACCAAUAGUAACAAUAACAACAACAGUAAUAGUAAUGUCAACUCCAAUAACAACAACGCCAAUAACAGCAGCAACAACGGCAACGCAACUAACAACGGUGGCAACAGUUACAGGGAAAAGGAAAAACAGCUCAUCGAAAGUUUAAGUCAAAGUCCCGGGACAGGUCACAUAACCAACGGUGGUGGCAACAAUGGCAGUCCCGAGAGUAAUAGUUUGAACAGUAGUCCAGCCAGCCAUGUCAGUAGUACCAACGGGUCCAAAAUGACUAACGGUCCUUCGACAAAUGCGAAUUUCAAUGCCCUGUUGGCAGCCGCUAGCAGUACUCACAAUGGGAGCACCCUGCACAGUAACAGUAGUAGUGCGAUUAGCAGCACAGAUCGUGAUACUGACUACGACGACUAUCCGAAUGAUAGAGAUGGCAUGUAUGACGGGGGAAGUACAAAUUUGAAAAAUCUCAACCAGAAACUCCUGCACCAAAUGAAUGAACAUCACAACAUUGAUCAGUACCUUCUAUCCUGGCGUGGCUUCCACGGAAACAUGUGCAAGGGCUUUCACAGCCUGCAACGCGACGGCCAGAUGGUAGAUGUGACGAUUGCUGCCGGUGGAAAAAUCUUCAAAGCCCACAAACUGGUUCUGUCCGUAUGCAGUCCAUAUUUCCAGAAGAUUUUCCUCGAACACCCAUCACAGCACCCAAUCCUGUUCAUGACUGACGUAAAUGCACACCACAUGGCCGGUUUGCUCGAUUUUAUGUACAGUGGACAGGUAAACGUCAAAUAUGAGGAUUUGCCAAACUUUUUGAAGGUAGCGGAAGCUCUGCAAGUGAAGGGAUUACAUGGAGAGAGUACCAACGAUAAUGAAGAACGUGAUUAUCAACAACAGCAGCAGCAACAUGCCCUCCGCCUUCAAGAGCAACAACGUCUGUAUCAGCAACAACAGCAGCAACAGCAAAAUAUGGUUCAUCAUCAACAAAAUUUGGCCCAUCAGCGACAGCAACUAAUUCAAGCAGCUCAGCAGCAAGCACAAGCUGUUGCUCAUGCCCAGCAGCAGCAGGCCGUUCAACAAGCUCAGCAAGCCGCCGCUGCCGCUGCCCAACAGCAACAGCUGGUCAGUCGCAAUAGCUUCAAAGAGCUGAUGAAGGCCAAGCACGCAGCCGCUGUUGCCGUACUGAACGAAGAUUACUUGAACAACAAUGCGAACACUAUCAACAAUAAUAAUAAUACAACCACGAGCAACGCAAACCUCAACAACAACCUCAGCUCGAUAAACAACAACAACCUCUCCCAAUUCGGCGUCCACCAGGUAAAUCCGUCAAAGAAAAUGCUCGACAAUCAGAAAUACCAGAAGUAUUACUCGAAACGAAAGCUGGUCCAACAGUACGAACAGGAAAUGCGAGCGGAAAAGCGAAAACUGGGCAUUGAGGACGUUAUACAAGCGGCAGCUGCAGCAAAAGCACUGAAUCUGCGGUUAAACAACGGUGGAAUGGCAAGUCCUGUAGGUCCUGGGACGCCAACGCCAAAUCCUCCGGAAACACCAACAAAUGGCAGUGCUAGUGGAACUGACGAAGAGCAACCAGCGUUAAUACAAAACAUCAAAUCCGAACCCAAUUACGAUGAGGACGAAGGCAUGGAAGUGGAUCAGGAACACCAUUCAGCAGCCAAUAACAAUAACAACAACAACAAUAACAACAACAACAACAGCAUCAAUAACAACAAUCACGAUGAGGACUACUACAGUCAGCGCGACUCGGUUAUCGGUAAAUCGAUCAAACAUUCCAUACUCGAGCCAAAUAUAGUAUUAAAGCAGAGCGAAGAGUGUCUCAAUACAAACAGCCAGACGGGUAGUCUUAAUUUGUGCAAGAACGUCAGCUAGAAAAACAGAUGCUGGCAACGGACGGCAAUGUGGCGUGAAUGGGAAUGACUGGUAGGCUGGAAUGUGUGCCCACGUCAGUUUGUAUGGAAGGCCCAUAAAAACCGUUUUUUCGGGCGUGUAAUAUUAAUUAUUUAUUUAUUUUUAUUAUUGUUGUUAAAGUUUUCCGUACAGAUAACAAGCGGAUUUGUAGAUACAGUUUCAUCCAUUUUUUCUCUCAUUUUUUUCUAGUGUAUCUUUGUCAUUUAAUUUAUUAAUUGCUUAGCACGUAAGUUGUAAGAAGUGAUCGUAUAUACUGUUUCGUCUAUUGGCACAAUCGAAACUUCACAGAUAAAACAUUCAAUAACACUAACGCGAGGUACUGACAAGGUUUAUUUAUUCAUAUAUUUCUGUUUGCUUCAUACUCCUACAUGUUGUUGAUUAUUAUUGUAAGUGGGAUAAAUCAUUGGGUAAAACCUCCUCUUGUCUUUAUUGAUAUGAUAUAUGACAUAAGUGAAAGCAUGUGUAUGCUUUGUGUGUAAUUGUGCGCUUACAAGAAUAGGAAUAAUCAUAGAAAAGGCAAAAAUGAAAAUUGAUCUUCAAAUAUCAUUUUUUUUCCUCACCUGAUAAUUUGUGAUCUUCAAUCGUUGCGAAAUCAAAACCAUACGGCGUGGUAAAGGUGCCACGCAGAACGUAAAUUUGAACAUGCAAGUUCAUAUAGGUUGUAUCAAAGCUAAACACAUUUUAAUGAGGCAAAAAUAAGGUGUGCAAAACUCAGGUUGUAUUUAUCUAGUUCUUGAUUGUUUGAGAAAAGAUGUAUUAGGGUUCGUUGCCGGAACAGAAAUGCUUCCGUUGACAUCAGUUUUUGUUUUGUUGGCUAUUUAAAAAUUCUAUUUAGUUUAAUUGUUUUUUUUUUUUUAUCGCAGCUUCAAAACACAGCAGUGAUUCUGUGCAGUCUUAGGAGAAAUUAUCAAAUUAAAAGCCAUCCAAGUUUGAUUUGGGUCCAGGUUUCUAGACGACCACAGAGUCGCUGUAAAUCUUUAAAUAGUUCUAGAUGAUGAUCCUGCCAGUAUAAAAACAUUAACCUUUCGUAAAACAAGUAGUAACCAGAAAGAAUGGCAAACAACAAUCUGAAUACCAACUGCCAACUUAAGUGAACAGUGGCAUCUAUUGUGCAAUCAACCCAAUACGCGUUGUUGUGAGAAAAUAACAUGAAAAUAACUUAAUCCUAGCCUAGUGAUAUACGUGCAGAAAAAAAACAGAGAGAUUGAUGUUAAAGUUCUGAAAUAAUCUAGAAUUGGAACCGCGUGAUAACUUCGACUCUCUCUGAUAAUUAACCUGUUUGUUUGCAAGUGUGCUGAUGAGUUUAUUUGCUGUUGUCUUGUAUUCAUUUUCGCUGGCGUAUAUCAAGCUUUCCUUUUUUAUUUCGGGUUUAUUUAUUGUACCUUCCACUAUCGUCCUUCCACCGGUGUCCAGAUGGUUUCCCUUCUUGCUGUGUGUUUCAAGUCUUCAUAGCGUUAACAUAUGAUUAAGUCAAAUUUUCGUUUUCAUUACAAAACAAUAGCGGAAAAUGAAACAAAAAAUUCAUAUACAUAUACAUAGCAAAUGAGUGUAAUUCAAUCGUCGCUUAGACUAAGAGAGAUAUAGAGAAUUGAAAAAAAAAAAACAAAAUCACAAGUAAAAUAACAUGAAAAAUUUACUUAUAUGAGUGUUAGAUUUUUAUAAAAAUAUUGAUAUUUACAACAAUGAGGAAAAUAGUAAUGUGGAAAACAAUAAUGCAGUUUCACGUCCGAGUGGAGUGAACAGUUUACUCACAAGAGAAACGCAAAAACUUUACAUACCUUACCUGAAAUUAGUAAGACGAUGAGAGGACAACUAAAAUAUACUAAGUAUACACCGUAAGGCAUGCUAUGGCGAAAAAAUACAAUAAUUUUAGAGAAGAAAAACACAUCUAAAGAACAGACUACAUCAAACAAGUGGCAUCAGUUUGAAAUAGAGAGAAAACGAUCAAACUCAUAUAUGUUGACGCUGCUGAGUAUUUAAGGGUAUAUAUAACAACUAACAUAACUAUUUAUGUCCAUGUGUAAUAAAUAAGUGCAACAGAAAAAGCUAAAUAUUAUAUAAAUGCUAUUAUUGUAUGCAAGCAACAGACAAAUAAAAUGGGAAUUUUCAAAAAUAUAUUUCUAUAUUUGUAUUGUGUAGCGUUCAGAACGCAGUUGUUGAAACAGCACGCAAACAUGAAUCUAUAGGCCUAAUCGGGCGGGCAGUAUAACAGUAUAACAAGUGACCUCGUUGUCUUUUAGCAAGGGUCCCAGAACGAGAACGGUGCUCUGCAGCACCCAGUUUGUGCUCUAUUUUUUUUUUAAAGUAGAGUAUAUAAUAUAAAACAGACAACACUCUACAGCCGUGUAGGUACUGCAGCAACGAGAGCAUAAAGGGAAAAACUGUUAUAAUUUUUUGAAGCCCAACAAUCCGAGCAGCCAAGCUAAGACGCAGCAUACAGAUUAGAAAUAUACUGUCGCAGACUGUGAAUAAUUAACUACAAACAGACACGUACAUAGAAAAGUGAAGAUAACAAACAUAUACGAUUUUUUGUAGUUUACAACAGUACGUUAUGUUGGAAUUGCAGAAAUACAGAACAUACAACGGAAAACAAUGUUUAGACGAGAUUUUUUUUGUUAUAUUUUAUAAAUUAAAGUUUACUAUAAAUAUAUAUUCUAUAUAAUAAUA